Molecule: messenger RNA, 1840 nt
Organism: Sipha flava (yellow sugarcane aphid)
Lineage: Eukaryota; Metazoa; Arthropoda; Insecta; Hemiptera; Aphididae
Gene: Coq6
Product: ubiquinone biosynthesis monooxygenase COQ6, mitochondrial
Exons: 11
Coding region: 187-1644 (485 amino acids)
Biological process (GO): ubiquinone biosynthetic process
Cellular component (GO): mitochondrion
Molecular function (GO): 2-octaprenyl-6-methoxyphenol hydroxylase activity; FAD binding; oxidoreductase activity, acting on paired donors, with incorporation or reduction of molecular oxygen, NAD(P)H as one donor, and incorporation of one atom of oxygen
Source: RefSeq, a predicted model, not a curated record
GCUAUUAAUUUUUUAUUAUUAUGCAUAAUUGUUUUAGUUUUGAGUCGAAUGUUGUUUAAGUACAUAUAAAUGUAUGACUGUCAUCAUGUUCAAUUGUUAAAAGCUGCGUAAAAUCGUGUAAUUCAAAUCUUUUUUUCUAUUGUUUUAGAUUUUAAAAUUUUUGCUUCUUGCUAAAGACGUUUAAAGAUGAACAUGAUGCCUAUGAAAUUAUCUGCUGUCCGAUUAUACUCGUCCCUUUCUUCAAACAAAAAGUACUAUGAUGUCAUUAUAGCUGGUGGUGGUAUGGUUGGCUGUGCCAUGGCUAGUAAAUUAUCCCAAGAACCGUCAAUGUGUGGUGCUUCUAUACUUUUAUUAGAAGGAGGUUUAAAAAAAGAUUAUGCACUAGACACAAAGAAAAAUUCUCCAAACAGGUCUUAUAGCAAUAGGGUUUCUGCUGUAAGUAAGUCAAGUGUACAACUUUUACAAUCUGUUGGAGCCUGGCAAAUUAUUGAAGACAUUAAAGGUUGCAAUGCAGUUAAAGAAAUGCGGAUUUGGAAUUCUGGUGGAGGUCAAAGUGGUGGCGCAAAUAAUGUUUUAACAUUUAAUAAUGAUAAUGAUUUGGCAUAUAUUGUUGAAAAUGACAACAUACUUGGUGCACUAUAUAAACAAAUUCAUGAUGAUCCAAAUAUAACUGUUCAUUACGAUUCACGUGUGAAUCAAUGCAAUUUGCCAGAAACACCAAGUGAAAUGGCUACAGUAAAAGUGGCUAAUGCAGAGACAACCUAUGAAACUAGUCUUUUAAUUGGCUCAGAUGGAUAUGGUUCAAAAGUACGUUCUGCUAUAAAUGAUCAACAAUAUGUUAGUUGGGAGUAUGGGCAACGCGCAAUUGUAGCGACAUUAAACAUACAAUCUGAUGAAGAUGAUAUCUACAAGGGUCAUGUGGCUUGGCAAAAAUUUGCUCAAUUGGGUCCAAUUGCCUUAUUACCAUUGGAUAAUCAAAUAUGUUCACUAGUAUGGACUACUAGUAUUGAAGAGGCGCAACGUUUAAUCAAUUUGAACGACAAUGAAUUCAUCCAAGCUUUAAAUGAUGUUUUAUCAGAAGAAAAAGAAUUGAACAAAAGUAGUAUGCUUUUAGCAGAUGAUGUAGUUCGAAUGGUGACAACAGUAUUAAGUAAAUUUAGCCAAUCAAACAACAAUAAUGAAUUACACAAAGUAGUUAAAUCUGUACCACCUAUUAUUACUGGAGUGACAGAAAAUAGUAGAGGAUCUUUUCCAUUAGGUUUUGGUCAUGCUUGUCAGUAUGUUGGUCAGCGUGUUGCAUUAGUUGGUGAUGCUGCACAUAGAAUACAUCCUCUGGCUGGUCAAGGUGUUAAUUUAGGUUUUAAUGAUGUUAUAGAACUUAGUGAUCAACUGAAUAAAUCAUUAUUGACAGGCGCUGAUAUUGGAGACCUGAAUGCACUUUUAAAUUAUGAAACCGCUGCACAGCGUCGUAAUGUUCCUAUUAUGUUGGGUGUUGAUGGCAUUCAAAAACUUUAUGGUAGCAGUAACAAUUUUAUACCACCUGCUAUUAUGACAUUAAUCCGCAAUGUAGGUAUUGCGUUUUGUCAAUCAGCUUCAUCGAUGAAAAAAGCGUUGAGUGAUAAAGCAUCUGGAUUGCCUGUAUAAUUGAAUAUAUGAUGUGUCUUAUUAUGUGGUUUAACAUAUAUUGUUGAUGUUGAUAUUUACCUAUUUGUUUUAUUUUUGUUACAUUGUAAGUAGUAGCUAAUUACUUUAUGUAUAGUUAAAUAUUUAUGUUAUGUAUAAUAUAUAUAUAUAUACACCAAAUAAAUAGAACGGAAAAGUAUGAUAGAUGUUUACAAAA